ACAGCACGUGAUUCACUCUCCGCGUGUCGUUUGUCCACUCUUCGUCCUCGUCGGUUUCUGUCAGUUUCUGUCGGUUUCGGGGCUCGCCAGGCGCAAGCUUCGAAACCCAGGACGUUUGAAAGACCAAGCAACACGUUGCCGCAACUCGAGCCAAGUCGUUGUUGUCCCAUCUCGCGAAGUAUCGCGGAUUUCACUGCCGGUUUGAAGUACUGUGACAAGGCGGAAGGUCUUUGCCUCUAUCGCGACCAGCUCGAUUGGAAUUUCGAGCCUCCGUGGGAGCCCAGCUAGCACGAGCUAGGGGUGACUCAGAGACAAGCAGGUACAGUGCGGAGAAAUGGAGCGACGCACGCCUUUGCAAGUCGAUGUGGAGACUGUCGACGCGUCGUCGAGCCUAGCGGAGAUUGUCUCCGUCUUGUCCUCUUCUCCAGGACGCAAGGAUAUGGACGACCCUUUCUAUGUUGUUAAUCUGGGAACGAUUAUUGGACAGUUUUUUGAGUGGAAGCGCCUACUGCCACGGAUCAAUCCAUUUUAUGCCUUUAAAUGUAACGACGACCCGGUGAUGGUGAGGCUGCUUGCUGCAUUGGGAUUAGGAUUCGACUGCGCAAGCAAGACUGAAAUCAAGAGUGUCUUGGAUAUUGGAAUCGAACCGGAGAGGAUUGUGUAUGCUAAUCCUUGCAAGCAAGUGUCACAUUUAAGAUAUGCUGCCCAGCAAGGUGUCUCUCUCAUGACAUUCGACAACGAGUACGAACUACACAAAGUCAAAGCCAAUUAUCCGUCCGCCAAGUUGGUGCUGCGUGUCAAAGUUGACGACUCGAAGUCGAUCUGCCAGUUAAACAUCAAAUUUGGUGCAAACCCGGAAGACGUGCCGAGUCUGUUGAAGACAGCCAAAGAACUUGGGCUCGACGUUGUCGGCGUGAGUUUUCAUGUCGGUUCUGGCUGUUGCGAUGCAAACGCAUUCUCCCAAGCCGUACAGAUAGCCAGGAACAUCUUCGAUGACGCAAUUGCUGCAGGCUUUAAGCCUUCGAUUUUAGAUGUCGGUGGUGGAUUUCCGGGUACUUCGGAUGCUGUUGUAUCGUUUGAAGAGGUGGCAGUUGAGCUCAAUCGUGCCUUGAACGAACAUUUUCCCAUCGGAUGUGGUAUAGAAAUCAUCGCUGAACCAGGUCGUUUCUUUGCUGCCGCGAGUCACACUCUUGUCACUAACGUGGGUAGUAAGCGGCUUAUCAAUUGGACAGCAGAUGCAUUGUGCUCUGAUGUUGGAGAUGGGGUGAUCACCAUCCAGCAGUCGGAGUUUGCAGAAGAAGAAAUUGAGUCGGAGAAGGGGUUCAUGUAUUAUCUCAACGAAGGAGUCUACAGUUCGUUCAACUGCAUCGUGUUUGAUCAUGUUGAGUGUCGCAAACCAAAGACUCUCAAGGUGAAGGAUGGUCCACUGUAUCCAUCGAGUCUGUGGGGACCGACUUGUGACAGCAUGGAUAAGAUCAAGGAGUAUUGUGAAUUACCGGAACUCGACGUUGGCGAGUGGGUAUACUUUGAAGAGAUGGGAGCAUACACCAAGUCUGCUGCUUCCACAUUUAACGGCUAUAGCAAGGCACACAGUUACUACAUCAUUACCAAAGAAUUAAAAUCGGAAAUGCAGUUGCUGUCGAACAAAAUCGUUGACACUGAACUGACUUCAGUUGUGGAACAGCCACACGUGAUGCAGUCUUUGUCUUUGCCUGCUGUGGCUCUCAAGAGUGUAAGUUGUCAAGUUGCUUGAUUCUAUUCAAAGUCAAAGAUUGGAACAGUUUAUGUUAUGGUCGAACAGAGAGAAAUUGUGGAUGUUAGGCAAGUAGUUAUGCUUGUAGUUGCACUGAUAGGGUAACGAGAGUCAAGGUUUGUUAGCAAGUUAUGAUGCAACGAGAUUUGUUGUUGAAGAAACGAUUGCUAAGAUGGAGAGAUGGACAGUAGAUUGAUUGUGUAGUGAGGGGAGAGGAUAGUCAUGUGAGAAUAGAGAAAUGGAGCACGA
Messenger RNA from Corticium candelabrum, 2002 nucleotides. RefSeq names its product ornithine decarboxylase-like. Gene Ontology annotation, cellular component: cytoplasm. The coding region runs from base 335 to 1753 and encodes 472 amino acids. Gene Ontology annotation, molecular function: ornithine decarboxylase activity. The record is from RefSeq and is a predicted model, not a curated record. The transcript has 17 exons. NCBI's taxonomy places the organism in Eukaryota, Metazoa, Porifera, Homoscleromorpha, Homosclerophorida, Plakinidae.